Molecule: messenger RNA, 528 nt
Organism: Acaromyces ingoldii
Lineage: Eukaryota; Fungi; Basidiomycota; Exobasidiomycetes; Exobasidiales; Cryptobasidiaceae
Exons: 6
Coding region: 1-528 (175 amino acids)
Source: RefSeq, a predicted model, not a curated record
AUGGCCGCCCAGCUCCAACAAUUCCAGCAGAAGGCUGAGUACUUUAUCUCCCAGAUCGACAAGGAGCUCUCCAAGUACCCCCACCUGAACAAGCUCGAGCAGACUGUCGGCAUCCCGCAGGCCAAGGCCUACGGUGCCGUUGGUUUCUUCCUUCUCUUCACCCUCCUCGUCUUCUUCAACAUCUUCGCGGGCUUCCUGACGAACCUCAUUGGCUUCUUCCUCCCCGCCUACUUCUCCAUGAAGGCUCUUGAGUCGCCCCAGCCUCAGGAUGACAUCCAAUGGCUCACGUACUGGGUCGUCUUCGGCUUCUUCAACUUCAUCGAGUCGUUCAUCGACAUCAUCCUCCACUUCAUCCCCAUGUACUACACCUUCAAGACGCUGGCCAUCGUCUGGCUCAUGCUGCCUCAGACCCAGGGCGCCAAGGUGGUCUACACCCGCGUCCUCCGGCCCGUCAUGGCCAACGCCAGGGGCCAGGGCUCCACCCCCGCUGCUCCCUCGGCUGCUGCCCAGUCGGCUCACACCGACUAA